Molecule: messenger RNA, 768 nt
Organism: Microthlaspi erraticum
Lineage: Eukaryota; Viridiplantae; Streptophyta; Magnoliopsida; Brassicales; Brassicaceae
Source: the annotation of a GenBank genome assembly
AUGUCCGUAAUUGUUGGACAAGCUUUUGAACAUUUUCCCAAGAAGCAGAUCAUCAGCCCAAAUGCUGACGUGGGUGGAUGGAGUUUCCUACAAUCUCUCUGCGAAACCAAAGGCAUUGUGGGGAACAAAGAAGACAACACAAAGAAAACAGCUUACGUCCACCCAGUUGAGAAGCGUUCCGUGUCAAACCUGAGCCUUGAGAUGUGCACAGAGACUCUCGGGACUGAGAAUGGGAGUGACAGUGGAGACGAUAUCUCGUUGCUUGCUCUCGACGCAACCAAGAUCCCGACGAGUCCUCUUACUACGAGACCUCAAGAAGAGACUAACUAUACGGUACGUGAAAGCAGUUUUCCUCCGCCGCUAAACUCCGACCAUAGCCGAAUGGUGAAAUCGUAUACAGAAGACGGUCGUCUUGUAGUUCAAGCGAUUAAGGUUUGUUCACCACCUCGUUGCUUUUUAUCUGAACGUUGCGAAGGAAGGCUUCGUCUCUGUUUAUCGGAGGAUUCUUCGCUUAGCAACGAUGAAGAUGAAGAGUUUGAAGAAAAUAAUACCGAAUUCGGAUCCCGUGACGAAGAUGAAGAUGAAGAAAAAGAAGAAGAACUUGACGAUGCAGAGGAAGAAGAGGGCAUUGUGGGGGAUAUUGAGAAGUUUGAGGGUAAAACUAGAAACAAAAAGUUUACAAGGCCAAUAAGGAGAUGCCAUGAAAAUGGUCGUGAGCCUAAAACAAUGCUCAACUGGAAGCAGCAGCAAUUUUGGGUGACGAGUUAA